Messenger RNA from Penicillium brasilianum, 618 nucleotides. The record is from the annotation of a GenBank genome assembly. Lineage: Eukaryota; Fungi; Ascomycota; Eurotiomycetes; Eurotiales; Aspergillaceae.
AUGCGAUGCGAUUCACCGUCGUGCCACCUAGGUCCCUACUGUUGGCUGGAUCCAAUGGGAAAGAAGCACUAUCAGCUCAAAACACAUCACCUGAGGCGCCUCGUGACUUACGUUGAAAAGGGUGGCGUUCUGGACUCGCACAAAGAUGUGCCUGAAGCGGUUCGAGAAGAACUAUAUAUGGAAGAACAACAGAAAAUGGAGAAAGACAAGCGCAAGGGAGACCCCUACCUUGGUUGGGGAGGCCCAUACCCUCCCAUCAAUAUCAACGUUCUGCCAUCACAGUCUCCGGUCCCCGGAAUGGAAGUUUCCAGAAAGGCCGAUGAUGCGUCUACUAUGGAUUCGUUGGAAAUCCCCGGACCCAGGGACCGAGCAGUUAAAGAGUACGGUGAAUGGCAACAAUCACAUGUCACUGAUGAUGGCCUCAAGGAUGCGUUCCGACAAGCGUGCGAUGUGAUGCUUGACGAUGGUCUGGAUCUCGAGCAGGUCUACAAAGACCGUGACCCGGAAUUCUUCAUCGGCAAGGGAAUCAAGAAGGGCAUUGCUCGUCGUUUCGUAGAGGAUAUUCCAAGCUGGGUCCAGAACGUGAAGAAGCCAAUGCAUGUUUAUGAAGUCGUUUAG